Messenger RNA from Acanthosepion pharaonis, 657 nucleotides. The record is from the annotation of a GenBank genome assembly. Lineage: Eukaryota; Metazoa; Mollusca; Cephalopoda; Sepiida; Sepiidae.
AUGUCAACUUUCAAAGGUUCUUGUUCUUCCUCUGAGUCUCUUUUGGAUAGCAGAUAUUCUGGAUGGUCUUCUCUCUCCAACAACACCUCUUCCUAUGGCAAGUCAUGCCCAACACAUAACCAACCCCCACAGUCCACUUACAACAAUUCUGCACUUCGGGAUUUCCACAACUCGGCAGUUGGAAUGGACUCGAUCAAUACCAAAUUCCAGCACAUUAACUUGGAAGAUACUGGGAAGCUCAUUCUUGGAAUUAAAAAAACAAAGUCACACCCCCGUCCAUCACCCUUCCAGCAACUCAGCGAUGAUAUCAUUUCUUGCAGUAACAUCACCAACCCAGCUUUGUUUGAGUUGGUAUCUAACUGUGUCAAUUUGGAACACCUCAAUGUUUCAGGUUGCUCUAAUAUUACAUGUGUCAGCUUGGCAAACUCAAUCUUAGCAAGAGCACCAGCCCAUUACUUACAUCAGGUGUACCUGCUCUACCUGGAUAUGUCUGACUGCAACCUGUUGGAUGAUAGGGGAUUGCAGAUUCUUGCAUUACACUGUUCCAGACUCCAGUUUCUCUACCUGCGACGCUCCAGGAGAGUCAGUUACCCUCCCCGGCAUCAUAUUUCUUACAUUUUUGGACCAUAUGUAAUAUUUAUUACUGAAUCCAGUUAA